Messenger RNA from Echinostoma caproni, 1623 nucleotides. The record is from the annotation of a GenBank genome assembly. NCBI's taxonomy places the organism in Eukaryota, Metazoa, Platyhelminthes, Trematoda, Plagiorchiida, Echinostomatidae.
AUGGGGAUUCAGUCAAAAGUAUGGACAGUUAACAGUUUGAUACUCUUCAAAGCGGUUCCAAUGGUUGAAUUUUCUCUGUUAUACGAGAAAAUGACUCUGUUAAGACUGAUAUUUUUUUGUUCAGCGAUCCCCGAAAAUUUGAUCUACCAUGGAAUGUUAUGCCAGAAAAUUAAACUGAUUCGUGAGGAGACUGGAGCGUUGAUCACCACUCCUGGUGAACACGAAGAACAUGUGUUCAUCAUCGAGGCCCCACCAGAGAUUGCAAUGCGUGUUGCCCAGCAUCUGACUACACGAGCUCAGGAAAUCACUCAAAGCAAACUUUCUGCAGGUGAACGACGUCGUGGCUCGACCAGUUCGCAAAUAAACGGUCUGGAUCAAACAGGUGGUGCUAACCUUCUCGCUUCCAGCGGAAAUUGUUUCAAUACGAGUGGAUCUGGCGUAGCUGGUGGCAGUGGUGGCCCAUCGUCUCAAGCAAAUACUUCGACGGGUUUGUUAGUCCCAAACGGCUCAGGUCCAUCUAGCCUGCUAUCUUUAAGUCACAGUGCCACAAAUUCUCCACUACAUCCAAGCGCUGGCGGUAGUUCUCUGAUGUCUACCGGCGCAAAUAGUAACGUAAAUGGUCGCGUCGGAUGUAACGGUCUGUUUUCUCAUCUCUCCAGCCUACCAAAUAGUCCAUGUGGUAACGGUACGGGCAGUCUAUCUGGUCACGGUCAGAGUAGUCUGUUCCUCUCCAAUGGUUUGCAAAACUCCAACGGAAAUGGCAUGAAUGGCGGCGGAGCUGGUGGUAUGCUCAACGCAGGUAAUGGCGCACAACCAGGUAGUCGAAUCUUACUAGCUCGCAGUCGCAUCUCGGUUCCGCAAGAAUUGGUCGGAAAAAUUAUUGGGACUCAAGGUUCGAUAAUCACUACUAUCCAGAAGGAUACGGGUACAGAAAUCAAAAGUCCCCCGAAGGAGGCUGCUCGUGGACCGAAUGCUACCUCGGAAUUUGAAAUAUCCGCUUAUCAGGGGUUAGGCUUGACCUCGAUUCAGGCUGCAGAUUGCCGUGUGCAACAAGCUAAACAGCUGAUUGGACAUCUUGUUAUGCGUCAGUUGGAACGACGUGCCAGCGAGGAAAUCGAAGAUACAUCGGGUUGUGCGAACCUUGGGUCCGACGAUUCCCAGCGACUUGGAUCUGGUGGCACUCCCCGAUCAGGAAUGUGCGGUUCUGCGGGACCUGGAAAUGGUUCGGGUUCCAAUAAUGUCAAUACCCCUGGUUGGAUGUGGCCUGAUGUUGCGCAGAUGGAUUCCCAAGAGGCCCGAGAAGUUCUUGAUCGCAUUUUGGCUGAGUCAAAAAACAAAACAAGACGGGCUAAGGAAUUGGCCGCUGCUGCAGCUGCUGCAUCUCCGGGUUCAGGUGGUCCUAUUGGUGGUGGCUCUGGCCCAUCUCCAACAUCCGGUUGUCCGAUUUCAGCUUUGAACAUGGUAGGCUGUUCGUCGGUACAGACAUCGGGAUUUUGCAGCUCCUCAGAUCAAACUCAUGGCAGUUCAUCUGGUCCAUCAGUCUCUUCUCCGCAUCAACGCUUUCAUGCCUCAAGUCAGCUGUUAGUUCCAUCGGUCAACAGUCUCCUUGAUCCAUCCGGAUCG